Fusarium odoratissimum NRRL 54006 is the source of this 3878-nucleotide messenger RNA. RefSeq lists its product as uncharacterized. The transcript is spliced from 2 exons. Lineage: Eukaryota; Fungi; Ascomycota; Sordariomycetes; Hypocreales; Nectriaceae. The record is from RefSeq and is a predicted model, not a curated record. Bases 201 to 992 code for a protein of 263 amino acids.
CAGACAGUGAUUGGCUUCAGCCUCGUGAUUCUACAACGUCAUCAUUACCAAACUUCAUUCGUUCGACUAAGCACUUGAUAAUAGUGCCCAACCUUCAGAGCAGUAUAAGAACUACUGUUCCGGGAAGUCAUUUUCUCGAAACCUUCCUCUGAGUCAAUAGUGGAUACAGCUCGAAGAAUUCAUGCAAUUUACACACAAAAAUGGCCACCGAAACCAAUAAUCAAGGCCUCAGCUACGGCGUCGGCAACAUCAACGCCAGAGGUGCGUUUACUGCCGAAAUCAAGAUUGCUCCCCGGGUCGGCCUUGAAGACAUUUGGCAGGGUCAGUAUGCCGGCGCUCAAGUGAUGGGAAAGCGUCCAGGCAUGUACAUCAAGUACCUACCUACGAAGUAUCACCCUAUCAACGGCGAUAUGCUCACGGGAGGCUGCUAUCUCUUCGACACGGUUGAGAAUGCAAAAGGCUUCGAGGACUGGACAACAAAUGAAUUCGAAGUGGGCGAGCCAAAGACGACCUAUUGGAAACAACCUUUGUUCAAGCAUGUUGAUACUUUUGUUUGGAACGUCAUCGGUGCUCAUAACUUCACUCCAGUCGAAGAGCAUGGCAUCGGUCGUUUCCAGCGUUGGACUUACCACCAUGUCGGUGUCGAAGCCAUCUUGAAGCAGCUGUAUCCUGUUCUCAAAGAUGCAGCCGAGAGAAGAGGAGCUGGCUCGUUUUGGCUUCUACACCGACCAGAGGAUAAGAUGAUCUCUGUUCACAUGUCGUUCCCCAAGCCGGAAGAUGGUGAUCAUGAGGCCAUGCGUGAAGAGGUCGAGGAUAUUGCGCGUGAAGGCUCCGUCGCGGAUGUCUUUCCUGAUGCACUCGAGGUGGAACCGCUACUAGAUAGAACGAGCAUUUACUACGCUGUUUGGCAGCCUUUGGCGCAGGGAGAUGUUGUCAAGGUCACGAGCCCAAACUUUCCCAACAUUGCAAAGGCGUCGAAUGGAGCAGCUUGAGUGUUUCACAUAGGGAGCCCAAUAAAUUGAUGAAUGCUGUCUAUUGAUCUCAUACCCGAUGUUCACAAACGAACCGAACGUUUAUGCUUCCAAUCUGUAACCUAUCCCAACAGUGCCUUUUUCACUUUCUCAACCUCCUCCGAAGUUCCACAAACCAACCCAGCUCUAUCAUCACACCCCUUCAAUAUAGUAUCAAAUACUCUCGCACCCGUCUCAGGGUCAAUGGCCUGUCCACCUGCGCACUCGACAACGAGCGCUACAGGAAGCAGCUCGUAAAGUCUUCGCAGCUUAGCCUUGCUAGCAGAAGUUACUGGUGAGAUGUACACGCCGUGACCCUUGACUAAAGCAUGAUAGAUAUCAGGGAUGAGACCCCCCGAGUACCGUAGAGUGUACUUGUCAGUGAUGAACUUUGUCACAAGGUUCAUGUACUUCUCAUUCUCGGCGGCGGCUCGGAGGUUGGCGGGUGCAAAGUAGCGUGUUUUGAAGGGAGGCUCAGCGAGUCGAAGCUCAGGUCGCGCCACGACGAACCUUUGGGUGUCGUUGAGGCUGACUUCGAAGCAUACAGGCUUAGAUCCUGGGACUCGAAGGGCAACAAUGGCGAGGGUUCGUGGACCGAAUACUCCAAGAACAGAGGCGAUUUGUUUCUCUGUAGGUUGCCCAACUGCAGUCACGCCGUCCCAGAUGCCGACAAUUGUACCCACGGACCAGUUGGGUCCGAUGAUAGAGCUUCCAUCAAGAGGAUCGAAAGCAACAGUGUAUUGCUCAGCACUGCUAUCAGCCUGCGUUGUCUCUCCUGCGCGAGCUGGCUUCUCGACAGGGUCCUCUUCACUGCUGGCAGUUUUGAUAGCUGAUGACUUAGCAAUACUGUCACGAAUAAUGUUCUCGGCCAGAACAUCAACGUUCAGCUGCUCAUCACCAAAAGCAUUCUCUGUGCCGACGAUGGAAACAUCAUAUGAUCCUCUUAGCCCUUUGCCAAUAUCUGCAAUAGCGCUUAAAAGCUGAGGAAUGACCGAGUCCCGCAAUGAAGCUCUGUUUUCUUGGGGUAGCGCUGAUUUGAGGAACGGCGCGAGCUCGAGCUCGGGCGCUUUUGUUGAAGACAUUUUUGGUGGAUGUGAUGUUGAAAAUGUCAAAUUCAAAAUGUCGAUCUCGAAUUUGAGGUUGCGUCACUGAAAAUUGACGCAAUUGAGCUGCUGUCAUGGUCGAGCUUAACCAGAAAUAGUUUAGAGAGUGGUCAUCGACGGCCCGAUUAGCGUUGAUAGCGGGCGAUAAGGACGCCUCUGAAUCUUGACAUCACAUCAUGGCCAUGGCGUUUAGCCAUUUUGCCUUUAUGUCAACAUCGAAUGUCUGACGGCCAGAGGAAGACAGAACUAGACUUUCUGCUCAUGCGAGUAGGCAGGGUGUAUGAUUCUUACCUGUUUCCAUUCAGAGGAUUUUAUGACUCACCGACUCCAUGAAGUCAAAUGAAACUCACGAAGUCUAAAAGCUUUCUCUGCUACGAAGUCAGAUUAAAGAACUCUCGAUUCAACAAUCCUCAAGUCUGUCAUAUGUUGUCUUCAUGGUUUAAAUCAGGAGAUAUCUCUGAGGAGCAAUUUCGGGAUGCGAAUCAGCUGAGACCGAAUUUCCGGGAAACCCGGCUGCCAGGACUUAUCGGGCCGCAUAAAUCUGGUUUAGAAUAUCGUAUCACUAUUUCUCCCGUGAUAAUAAAUGCGAAUAUGAUUAAGACUGUGCCUAUGACUGAAUCACCUGAUCAAUUAGUGUUGAGAGAAUCAAUCAAGUCAGAGCGGGAUGAUGGAUGAGUACAUGCGGAACCGGGUCCGCAAUACGCAAUACGACGAAAGAUGAGGUGUCACAAAUCGAUCGACAUUGAACAAAUCUUGAUUCGAUAACUGGUCAAUUCUGACAAGAUACCUUGGUUCCACGGAAUGUCUCACGGAAUCGCAUUAGAUUAUCGAUAUGUACACGUUUCCUCGAUACUCGGCGGCCGCGGAGUUCCAUGUCCGCCAGAUCAUCAGCUGUCCCAAUUGACACCAGAAUCGACUUUAUAAUUUGGAUUCGCUGGCAAAUGGUCAGAUCAAAGGGUCUGCAUAGCAGUAUAUUCAUUAAACUCUUACGAUGACGCAACAGUCUCGCUAGCAACAACAGGCCCCUUCAGCAGCACAGGGUUUCCAUCGUAGAAGUUCUUGAUAUCGCCAAAGACAGCAGCGGCCGCCUCGCUAGCAGCAGCCUUCUCAAACACCUCAAGGCUCUCCCACUCAAGAGUAGCCUGGACCUGGAAGGGCGCACCCUCCUGGAAGGUAAGAAUCUUGUAGUUCUUGAGACCGUGGGAACCCCAUUUGCUGCAGAGGCAUUAGUAAUUGCAUCGAAUUCUGGUGGUAUGUCAGAUCGGGUCCCACUUACGAUGCGACGAGAGGCAUGUGCUUUGUGAGAUAAUAAUCCAGGUCGAAAGAAGGACCGGAAGGAUAGACAACGAGGACUUGAGCCAUUUUGAUAUACAAAAAAGUGAUUUGAGUGAAGUUUUUGGCGAUAAUUGUUUCGGUGAAACGGCCUCGGCAGCUAAAAUCGAGGGGUAGCUAGCAUUUAUAUAACGGUACGGAGCGGGGGUGAGAGGUAGCUCCCCCCACCUUGCGAAUUGGGUGAGGCGAACGGGUCAACGGAGCCAUCCUCGGGGUGAUGUGAUUGAUGGAGACCGAUUACUCAGCUUGGGAAUCUAGUUGAAUGGUGUUUUUGAUUUCAGGAGGGUCCCGAGGUUGAGCGGUCAACAAUUGCCUUGGCUAAUUAACGUUAGUUGGCUAAUGCAGCCACGCCAGGUACAAGUGCGUGGCUUGAUAAACUUAUCAAAUUCUGGCUGGUGUGACAUCCAUCGACAGGAUUUUGACAAAAGGUGAC